AUGGCAUCUUCGAACUCAUCAGGACCUUCGUGUCGCGACCUGGACAACACUUUACGUAUUGAUGCUGGUUCGUGCCGCGGAGGCUUCGACUUCUCCCUCCUUUUUGAAGAAACUAUUCUGGGUAUUCUCCCUAUUGCUUUAAUCUUAAUUCUGGUUCCCUUCCGUCUGGCGCAACUUGCACAAAAACGUCGCAAGGUCGAAGGGUCAUCGCUCUCUCUCUUUAAACUGACUACCUGGGUGUUCUUUACUGGACUUCAAAUCGCACUGACUGCCCUCUGGGCUCUUCCCUCUGCCGAUGGAACGAGUGCCUCAAUAGCGACCAAUGCCGUUUUGGCGGUAGGGGCUCUGUUCCUUAUUCUGCUGUCCUACGCGGAACAUACGCGCUCUGUCAAACCAUCCCUCAUUCUGAACGCCUACCUGCUUAUCAGUAUCCUUUUCGAUAUCGCCAAAGUCAGAACUCUCUGGCUCCGUUCUAUCAACAGCUUCAAUGAUGGAAUUGCAAUUGUCACUACUGUCUCCCUCGGUGCGAAAUUGAUGCUCGCGUUUCUUGAGGCCAUUGAGAAGCGGAACAUCUUGAAACAUGAAUUCGCUGAUUACCCGCCGGAAGCUACCGCUGGCUUUUAUAACAAAGCGACAUUCUGGUGGUUAAACCCUCUAUUCAAGAAUGGUUUCAGCAACACUCUGUCCGUCGAAGAUCUCUCUGUUUUAGACAAGGAACUCAGUUCCGAACGACUAUUGGCAUUGUUCGAGGAGCGAUGGAGCAAAGUGAAAUCCAAGUCACCAAACACACUCCAAUUCGAGUCCUUCAAGGCUACCAAGGCCCCCCUCCUGGCCGCCAUACCCGCCAGGGCCUGCGUCGUGGCUUUCAAUGUCUGUCAGCCUCUGCUCUUGGCACGAUCGAUUUCCUAUUUCAGCGAGCCUGUUAACGGUGCCACCAACAAUGUCGGCUAUGGACUCAUCGGUGCUUAUAUCCUCGUAUACACUGGUUUGGCGGUCGCAAUGGGCCAAUACCAGCACAACACAUACCGGGGUAUAACUAUGGUGCGGGGAAUUCUCGUCACCAUGCUUUACAAGAAAGCCAGCUGCCUGAGUCUCAACGAGGCCGGUUCGGCCAACUCUCUAACACUCAUGAGCGCCGAUGUGGAAAGAAUUACUCAAGGAUGGCAAACAAUGCAUGAGAUUUGGGCCAAUGGUAUCGAGAUUGCUCUGGCUGUAUAUCUACUCGAGAUUCAACUUGGAAUCUCCUGCAUCGUUCCAGCUCAGUGGCUUGAAGCCAUUGAAAGGCGGAUUACUUGCACUUCUACCAUGCUGGGAUCCAUCAAGGGAGUGAAGAUGCUCGGACUUCAAAACACUCUCAUGAAUUUUGUUCACGGUCUUCGCAUUGAUGAGUUGAACAUCUCCAAGAAAUUUCGUACCCUGCUCGUUUGGAAUAUGGGUUUCGCAUGGAUGACUCGCAUCUUCGCCCCGAUUUUUACCUUCGGUGUUUAUGUCGCCAUCUCCGACCAGACUCUGGAUGUCACCAAAGUCUUCACAUCGCUUUCGCUUUUCUCACUUCUGUCUGACCCCCUCCUCACCCUCGUCAUGGCUCUGAUGUCUUUCUUCGGGGCAGUCGGUUCCUUCGCUCGGAUUCAAGAGUUCUUGGACAAAGAGGACCACGCGGACAAGCGACUCAACACUCCCCAGAUGCCUUCGCUUGAGGAUCUUGGUGAGGCAAAGCUUCUCUCUAAGUCUGGCGACCUGGACUUGGCCUCUAGUAACUCCGCCUCUGUUGAGUCACUGAAACGUGGCUCCACAUCCAGCACCUCGACCAAUGCUGCCAUGAUUCAAAACGGCACUUUCGCGUGGGAGGCCGACAAGGAAGCUCUGCUAAAGGAUAUUACACUCACUGUGCCCCGUGGCAGCUUCACUAUGCUCAUCGGACCAUCUGGAUGCGGUAAAUCGACUCUCCUCAAGGCCCUUCUCGGAGAGAUCUCCCCGAUUCAGGGUAAGGUUGAGCUGAAUUCAGCAAGCGUGGCAUUUUGUGAUCAGACACCAUGGCAUAUGAAUGGUACCAUCAAGGACAGUAUCGUUGCCAUGUCGGACUAUGACCCUAAGUGGUAUGCCUCUGUUAUCCAGGCAUGUGCCUUGGAGGAGGACCUUGGUCAAUUCCCUCGCGGUGAUCGCAGUGUCAUCGGCAGCAAAGGUAUUGCACUGAGUGGUGGCCAGAGCCAGCGCAUUUCUCUCGCUCGCGCGGUAUACGCUAGACGCAAGAUCAUCAUUCUGGACGAUGCUUUGAGCGGAUUGGACGCGACUACCGAGAACCACAUCUUCCACAGCCUUUUUGGUGACCUUGGACUCCUCCGAGAAAUCGGAACCUCUAUUAUCGUUGCCUCAUCGGCUGUGAAGCGCCUACCAUACGCCGAUCACAUCGUUGUAUUGGAAUCAUCUGGUCGAAUCUCUGAACAAGGACCUUUUAGUGCUCUCAACAAGACCGGUGGCUACGUUGCAAGCUUUGGACUAGGUACCCCGGACUGGGACUACAAGCCCAAGCGCUUCUCUGCCUCACCAAGCUACAGCACCAUCGACUCUGUUGAGAAAGAGAAGGAAGACCCGGAACCCGAACCAAUUCAACGCGAUAUGGGUGGUGAUCUUUCCAUCUACACCUACUACAUCCAAGCAAUCGGUUGGCUUCCUGCGCUUAUUUUCGGUAUUUCUAUGGCUGGAUUUGUCUUCUGUCUUUCAUUCCCCAGUAUCUGGCUGAAGUGGUGGGCUCUUGCCGAGAUGGCCGAGCCCAAGAAGCACAUCGGUCACUAUCUUGGUAUCUACGUGAUGCUCGGCUGUAUCGCCAUGCUGACCCUCAUCGCUGGCUGCUGGCAAAUGAUUAUCACCAUGGUACCAAAGUCUGGAGAAAGCUUCCACCGCAGGCUUCUAUCCACAGUUCUCAGUGCUCCAAUGCUCUUCUUCUCCGCAACUGACAGCGGUAACAUUCUUAACCGUUUCAGUCAAGAUUUGCAGCUCAUUGAUAUGGAGCUUCCCAUCGCCGCCAUCAACACUGUUGUCACAUUUUUCCUGUGUCUGGCUCAGAUGGCACUCAUCGGAGUUGGCUCUAAAUACGCUGCCAUUUCGUUUCCAUUCGUGCUUGGUGUCUUGUUCCUCGUUCAAAAGCUGUAUUUGCGCACUUCGCGUCAAAUUCGUUUCCUGGAUCUCGAGGCCAAGGCCCCUCUCUAUUCUCACUUUACUGAUUGCCUUCAAGGACUGGGUACGCUCCGAGCCUUUGGCUGGCAACACGGAAUGGAAAAGAAGAAUCUCGAGCUUCUGGACUACUCCCAACGACCAUUCUACUACAUGUUCGCUAUUCAGCGCUGGUUGACUCUGUCACUUGAUCUGAUUGUCGCUGGUAUUGCAGUUCUCCUGAUUGUUCUCGUUGUGGCCCUUCGUGGGACAAGCCUGGGUGCUGGCUCUGUUGGCGUUGCCCUGCUGAACGUCAUCCAGUUCAGCCAGAGCAUCAAGCUUAUGGUUACUUUCUGGACCAACUUGGAAACCCAUAUUGGUUCUGUCCUACGUGUGAAGGAAUUCUCGCAGGGUGUCGAAUCGGAAGAUCAGCCUGGUGAAGACGGCGAAAUCCCUCCUAACUGGCCAUCAAACGGCGCCGUGACCUUCCACUCGGUUUCCGCAGCCUACAGACCCUCUGAACCAGUGCUCAGCGAAGUUUCCUUGGCUGUGAAAGCAGGCGAGAAGGUCGGCAUCUGCGGCCGGACUGGCAGUGGUAAAACGUCAAUGAUUAUGAGCAUCUUCCGCAUGAUUGAGCUGACCGGUGGAACCAUCACGGUGGAUGGCAUCGAUAUCACCCGUCUACCAAGACGGGAAAUUCGUUCUCGCAUCAAUGGAGUCUCACAAGACUCACUCCUCUUCAAGGGGAGUGUCCGGACAAAUGCCGACCCAACAGGAGUCUGCACAGACAAGGACAUCCUGAACGCUUUGCGAAGCGUACAGCUCCUCCCAGCCAUCCAAGAAAAGGGGGAUCUCAACACCGACAUCGACGAGAUCCACCUGUCUCAUGGUCAGCGUCAGCUCUUCUGUCUUGCGCGCGCUCUUCUCCGACAGGGCAACAUCCUCAUCCUCGACGAAGCAACCAGCAAUAUUGACACCAAGACUGACGAAAUCAUGCAACGCGUCAUCCGCGAGAAGUUCUGCACCCACACUAUUAUCUCAGUGGCGCAUAAGCUUGACACGAUUCUCGACUAUGACCGUGUAGUUGUUCUGGACGCCGGUCAAAUCGUCGAAACAGGCGAGCCGUACGCCCUCCUAACAGAGCCCAAGUCUCACUUCAGUAAACUCUACUCGAACUCCAUGGCGACCGAGGACACGGACUGA
Molecule: messenger RNA, 4353 nt
Organism: Penicillium manginii
Lineage: Eukaryota; Fungi; Ascomycota; Eurotiomycetes; Eurotiales; Aspergillaceae
Gene: abcB
Exons: 7
Coding region: 1-4353 (1450 amino acids)
Biological process (GO): transmembrane transport
Cellular component (GO): membrane
Molecular function (GO): ABC-type transporter activity; ATP hydrolysis activity; ATP binding
Source: RefSeq, a predicted model, not a curated record